Messenger RNA from Pestalotiopsis fici W106-1, 1239 nucleotides. RefSeq lists its product as uncharacterized. NCBI's taxonomy places the organism in Eukaryota, Fungi, Ascomycota, Sordariomycetes, Amphisphaeriales, Sporocadaceae. The record is from RefSeq and is a predicted model, not a curated record. The transcript has 3 exons. Gene Ontology annotation, biological process: lipid metabolic process. The coding region runs from base 1 to 1239 and encodes 412 amino acids.
AUGACUUAUCAUCCUCUGCUCGACUCUUUCGCGGUAGUUGGACUCACAGCUGUCGUCAUUGGCUUCACUCGAGCCACAUCACCGAUUCGCACUGCAUGUCUACCCGUCUUGCUGGGACUAACGUGGCAUUGCCUUGUAAACUGUCCGGUGCAAAUCACCAGAAGCUCGUGGGCAUCGGCGGUUGGCGGAUACACGCUCUCGUCCUUGAUGCACUUUGUGGAUGUUGCCCUGCUCAGCGGAUGGAGCUUCGACCUUCAAGGUCCGGCAAGAGACUUGAUUAGGGGAAUCACGGCCAAGCCGGCUGCAACACCUGCGGCGCAUUCCGCCCGAGGCGAGUCUGGAUUUUCAGCGCGGCUGCGAUAUGGUUUUGCCGUUUUCUUCUCAUGGCGCUUUGUCAAGACCCCCUAUCAAGUCAAACAUCUACCUCAGUUGGACCCGUGCCUACUCUCAUCCCGUCGACGUUAUCUCUGGCAUACCACGGUGACCAUUGCAGUUUGCUACCUGAUCCUCGACAUUAUGGACUCAUCAUCAGAUGCAGAGGUGGCAAGCAAGUUCUACUCGCCCGACAAGAUUGGUUUGUUCUCAAGGCUUGGCGACAUCACCAUCGAGGAGCUUUUCAUGAGGUUUUUCGCCGCAGUUGGACUUUGUGCUGGGUUGGUGUCAUUUCAACGGGGAGUCUAUAGUGUCGUGGCGUUGGUCUGCGUUGGGUCAGGCUUGAGCGCCUCCGAGGACUGGCCGCCAUUCAAUGGCCCAAUUCUCCAAGCUUAUAGUCUGAGACGCUUCUGGAGUAUAUUUUGGCAUCAAAUCAACACGCAUCGACUCAACACCAUGUCCAAUUACUUGCUUCAUGAUAUUCUGAGGCUUCAGAGAGGCGGACCACUGGUGAGAUACGUACGGACUUGGCUCAUAUUCUUACUAUCCGGUGUAUGGCAUGUGGCAAUGGAUUUCUCCUCGGGCAUCGCCAUGGAACAAUCCGGAGCACUUCGUUUCUUCUCAAUUCAACCAUUGGGAAUCUUUAUUGAAGACUUGAUUCUCUCCCGCUUUCAUGUUGUUCCCGGAUCGAGAACAAAACAAACGCCGGCUUUGAUCAAUCGUUGUAUUGGGUUUGCCUGGGUAUGCCUGUGGAUGGCGUGGACGGCACCAGGGUACUUGUAUCCAAUCAUGGACAAGAGCAGUUCAGAGGAUACAGGUGUGGUUCCUGUCAGCGUGGUUGGGUAUAUGAAGUACAUGGGAGGAUGA